AUGUCCUGCAAGCAUCUCGUUCUUUUAGCAGCCUGCACUGUCCUGUUGCUGAUUGCGUCCGUCUCAUCGGCAGCAGCUAGUGAAUCUGUUACGAAUAACGAUCCAGAAUCGGUGGCUAAAUCAUAUUUCGGAUACCAGCCGAAACCGAACGACUCGUACAAGAAGCUGGUGGAAGACGUGGAUGAGUUUACGCGCCUUUACCUCGAAGAGUUCACUGCGCUGGGAGAGAAAAUCGAAACCCUGCACAAGAAAUUGUACCACCGGAAGGAUAAAGAUCAUGGUGGAUAUAAUUACAACGAUAUGGCGCAGAUGCACAAACUGCUAAGCCAACAAAAGGCUGCCCUGGAUGCGCUUCGUAGUGAACGACCAAGUGUUUAG
Molecule: messenger RNA, 378 nt
Organism: Anopheles marshallii
Lineage: Eukaryota; Metazoa; Arthropoda; Insecta; Diptera; Culicidae
Exons: 1
Coding region: 1-378 (125 amino acids)
Source: RefSeq, a predicted model, not a curated record